UUGAAUUUGAGUUUCUGGAAUUAUAUAUGAGAAUGGGGUAAAGUUUUGAAGAGUUUCAAAGAGGCUAUGGGCUGCCGAGCUAGAGUGGAAUAUAGGGUAGCGGAGGACCUUAAUUCCAUCAAGUCUAUGCUAUUGGCUAUUGCUUCGAGUUCAAGCUGGAUAUACGUUAAUGAUUUAAAAUUGACAUUUCGUUGCAGCAAUUACCAUGUUUGUCGAAAUUACAUUCCCUUUAUUCAGUGGUCUCCUUGGAUUUUUCAGAGGAUUUGCUUUUGCCCCAACAACAUAUUUUCUCCCUUGCAUAAUGUGGCUUGCCUUCCAGACUGCGAAAUUGUUGUAUUCAACAUUGCCAAAGUGGAACUUCAGACAUCCCAAAAACAAUUUUUUCCCACCAACUCUGAGUUGUGGUCAUGGGAAACCUUCAGUGAAGACAUUUCUUCAUGGACAGGUGAUACAACUCUCACAGUCAUUGGUUUCUUAGAUCAGUUGAACAUCACUAUAGACCCCAAUGAUUAUCUACGGUACACCACCAGGUGAGAUUAAGCAACUGAACUUCUUUUUCCAUUCAAUGUAUUUGUGAAAAAUGUAUAUCCAAUUAUAUAAGAGAACUUUGCAGAACUAGAUGUUUUUAGUGUCGACAUAAGUCCAUCUGAAUCAUUUCUGUGUGGUGGUAAGCAUCCAAUUAUCACCGUGUUGUCAGCUGGGAACGCUAUGCAUGUCUUUGUCAAUGACCAGCUCUCAGGUAUAUAUGUAAAUUGUUUAUAUAUUUGUGUUGUUAGAAAUUACACCAGCUACUUUUGAUUUAGAAGGUAAAUGAUCACCUAGGUCUACCUAAGAAAACUA
Rosa rugosa (rugosa rose) is the source of this 840-nucleotide messenger RNA. RefSeq names its product beta-galactosidase 3-like. The coding region runs from base 67 to 534 and encodes 155 amino acids. Lineage: Eukaryota; Viridiplantae; Streptophyta; Magnoliopsida; Rosales; Rosaceae. The transcript has 3 exons. The record is from RefSeq and is a predicted model, not a curated record.